UCUUUUUUUGAAUAAAUUCCGUCGUGAUAGGCUGCAAAUUUACUUAUUGUGAUUUUUUGAUUUUAAGAAAUGGUAAAGUUAAUUAAUUUCGCAAUACUUUUGAGCAUAAUUGUUGCAAUUAAUGCAAGAACAAUUAAAAAGACAAAAUUAUGUACCACUGAUUUGGGUACAGAAGGAAAAUGUGUGCCUAUACACCUUUGUAAUAAUGGUAAAAUUGUAACAAAUGGAGAUGGUUCGAUUGAUCCUCGUUUUAGUGUUAGAAUUGAUCUAGAAAUGGAUAUUAAUAGUGAAUGUGAGCAUUAUUUAGAGGAAUGUUGCAGCUUGAACAAAGUUUUUGUAAGAAUUCUCAAUUUUCUUAAGGAACACGAUCAAGUUUAACAGAAAAUUUUUUGCAGCCUGGAAAUCACACCUUAAAACCUAAGCUAUAUGCUGGACAGUGUGGGUUAAGAAAUAAUGACGGUAUUGGAUUCAGCGUUACUGAAAAAGAUCUUGAAGCUCAGUAUGGAGAAUUUCCAUGGAUGGUUGGGAUAUUACAAAGAGAACACAACAUCUAUAUGUGUGGUGGAAGUUUAAUUGCUGAGAAUGUUGUCCUUACAGCUGCUCACUGUCUAAAUGAAUCAAACUUAAAUGACCUCUCAAUCAGGGCUGGAGAAUAUGAUACACAAACAAUAUUUGAAUUAUUCCCACAUGUGGACUACGUAGUUAAGAAAGUUGUCAUUCAUGAAGCUUUCUAUAGAAGAGCACUUCUCAAUGAUAUCGCGCUUCUGUUUCUUGAGAAAAAAGCCAAAAUGAGUGAUGUUAUUGGAACGAUUUGUUUGCCUUCUCAAGAUCAAGCUUAUGAUAACAAAAACUGUAUUGCAACUGGAUGGGGAAAAGAUAAGUUUGGAAGAGAAGGAUUAUAUCAAUCUAUCCUUAAGAAAAUUGAACUUCCAACAGUUCCAUUUGAUGAUUGUGAAGAGAAAUUGAGAGAAACUCGAUUAGGCGAGGACUUUGAAUUAGAUACUAGCUUUAUGUGUGCUGGUGGAGAUGAAGGCAAAGACACAUGCAAAGGAGAUGGUGGAAGUCCUUUAAUUUGUCCUGUUGAUGGACAAGUGAAUCAAUAUUACCAAGCUGGAAUUGUUGCAUGGGGCAUUGAAUGUGGAAAGAAGGAUGUUCCUGGCGUUUAUAUUAAUGUUGCAAAUUAUCGUGACUGGAUUGAAAAGCAAAUAAAAAUCAACGUUUGUCUGUCGACUGUGCAUGAAAAAAGUGUUUUUAGAUUAAUCAUUAAUACAACUUCCUUAUCUCAAAUAAUGGCUAAAUUGAUCUAUUUUACAAUAAUUUUGAGCAUUUUUGUCGCAAUCAUCACAGGAGCUACUAGCAAACGUAAAUUAUGCACUACUUUCGAUGGCAUGGAUGGGAAAUGCGUCCCACUUGCCAACUGCAUAAAUGGAACAAUUGUUAAAAAUGGCUUUGGCAUGAUUGAUCCUCGUUUCCAUAAAGAUGUUGAUUUACGUGAAAAUACAAAUGGACAGUGUGAAGAUUAUUUAGAAGAAUGUUGCCGUUUAAAUACAAUUAGUCCGAUUUCUACAAUAAUUCCUAAUGAACAAGUAACAGAAUGUGGAAUAAGAAAUGGAGAUGGAGUUGGAGUCAGAAUUACAGGAGCCAGUGAUGGUGAAGCCGAGUAUGGUGAAUUCCCAUGGAUGGUGGCACUUCUUCAAAUAGAAUCUGGUCAAAUUAUGUAUUUAUGCGGUGGAAGUUUAAUUGCUCAGAAUGUUGUCCUUACAGCUGCUCACUGUCUGAAUGAAUCGAACUUAAAUGACCUCUUAAUUAGAGCUGGAGAAUAUGAUACACAAACAACAGAUGAGUUAUUCCCACAUGUGGACUAUAAAGUUAAAAAUGUUGUGAUUCAUGAAAAUUUCAAUAGACCAGUGCUUCUUAAUGACAUCGCGCUUCUUUUUCUUGAGGAAAAAGCCAUUAUGAAUGAUAUUGUUCAAACAAUUUGCUUACCAUCACAAGAUCAAGCUUUUGACAGCAAAAGUUGUAUUGCAACUGGAUGGGGAAAAGAUAAGUUUGGAAGAGAAGGAUUAUAUCAAUCUAUUCCUAAGAAAAUUGAACUUCCAACAGUUCCAUUCAGCGAUUGUGAAGAGAAAUUGAGAGAAACCCGAUUGGGCGAAGACUUUGAAUUAGAUACUAGCUUCAUCUGUGCUGGUGGAGAUGAAGGCAAAGAUGCAUGUAAAGGUGAUGGUGGAAGUCCUUUGGUAUGUCCAAUCAAUGGACAAGUGAAUCAAUAUUAUCAAGCUGGAAUUGUGGCAUGGGGCAAGGACUUAAUUUGA
This is a messenger RNA of Chironomus riparius, 2312 nucleotides long. The record is from the annotation of a GenBank genome assembly. NCBI's taxonomy places the organism in Eukaryota, Metazoa, Arthropoda, Insecta, Diptera, Chironomidae.